Messenger RNA from Penicillium verrucosum, 1524 nucleotides. RefSeq lists its product as uncharacterized. Lineage: Eukaryota; Fungi; Ascomycota; Eurotiomycetes; Eurotiales; Aspergillaceae. The transcript is spliced from 2 exons. The record is from RefSeq and is a predicted model, not a curated record. The coding region runs from base 1 to 1524 and encodes 507 amino acids.
AUGGCUCCAAUUGAUCCCAGCAACCCUACCUUUGGGUUUGACCAGCCUACUUUCGACUCCCAGGCCUUUCUCAAUGGCAUUGGUCUCGGCACCGACACCCCUUUCAAUGCUUCCAAUGGCUUCAACCACCAUGAAAUACCCCCUGAGCUCCUCAAAACCUUUGACGAGUGCCUUGCCAGCCUUCCUGUCAAUGGACUCGACGAGGAGUUUAGUUUUGACCAGCUGAUUUCAACCACACCUACCAACUACUCUGCCCAGCCAGUGACCCACAAUCUCCCCGCGCAUGCACCAUACAGCCAGGUACCCUAUGACCCCUCAAUUGGGAUUCCAUACACCCCAGAGGACACUGAUGCCGACAAGGUCCGAAAGUGGGAAAACCUCAUCGCCCACGCCAAUUUGGCCAAUGCUGGCGUGCAACCCUCUACUCCUCAGUCCAUUCAAGAAGAGGCUGUCGGGCAAACCCCGCAGUCUAUGGACUCGCCCAAUUCUCUGUUUGAAUCUCCUGGUUCAUUGUCUACUAAGACCUCGUCUGCUGGGGCCUCGUCUGUUGGGAUCGUUGCGACUCGUCGCGCCACUCCGCCGACUCCGUCCCCAUGCCACGCUCCUAUGGCUACAAUGGCACCUUCGAACGCCGCCAUUCCGUCGACUCCGUCCGCUUUCCAGGCUCCUAUGGCUACAAUGGCACCUUCGAACGCCGCCAUUCCGUCGACUCCGUCCGCUUUCCAGACUCCUAUAGCUACAAUGGCACCUUCGAACGCCGCCGUUCCGUCGACUCCGUCCGCUUUCCAGGCUCCUGUGGCUACAAUUGCACCUUCGAACGCCGCCGUUCCGUCGGCUCCGUCCCCUUUCCACGCUCCUGUGGCUACAAUUGCACCUUCGAACGCCGCCGUUCCGUCGGCUCCGUCCCCUUUCCACGCUCCUGUGGCUACAAUUGCACCUUCGAACGCCGCCGUUCAGUCGACUCCGUCCGCUUUCCAGGCUCCUGUGGCUACAAUUGCACCUUCGAACGCCGCCGUUCCGUCGGCUCCGUCCGCUUUCCAGGCUCCUGUGGCUACAAUUGCACCUUCGAACGCCGCCACAAAUGUCACUGCAAAGGCCAUUCCUCGCACCGUGAACCUUCCGCGAGCGUUGGCCAACCCGAAGGGCUAUGCCCAACAUGUUUCUCCAUUCCCUCCGAUUGCGACAGUUAAUCCUCUUCCUGACUCUGUAUCACAUUCCCGGGAGCUAGAGAAGGCACGAUCACGCAUUCAAAGUCUCGUAAAAGAACGCGACCUCUACCACCGCAGUUUAAAAAAGGCAACUACCAUCGACCCUAAGACAGGAAAGACGACCAUCCAAACUCUAGAAGCACAGAACAUGAGUCUGCGCCGCACUAACGCCAAGCAAGCUCGGGACCUGCAGAAGCUUAAGGAAUCGGCCCAGCAGCAAAGGGAUGAGUUCGCUGCUCUUGGGAAUAAGUACAAUGUGCUAAUGAUGGAUCUGCAUAAAACCAAGAUCGAGCUUCGCGAGCUGAAGGGCCAGUAA